AUGGCCGAGCCAGUUCGCGACCAGCGCCGCAGCUACAAGACACCUACCGUCCCCAGCACCUUAUCUAUGGCUUCUUCUCCUCCAUCGUCUCCGACGGUCCGGGCGUUGCCUUCCCCGGCACCGUCUGCCCCUCGCUCGUCGUCCCCACUGCACGGACCGGCCCCCGCGCACGACGUCAUUGACGUCGAUGAUCCGGUGACGAGCUCUCCCCCGCUGCACUCGGCAUCCAGUGAGUCUUCGACCAGCCAAGCUCCACCGGCACCGUCCAGUUCGGCCCUCUCCAACCGCUCAGCACUCAUAUCGCCCAGCCCGUCCAUUACCUCCAACUCAGUGCCUUCGGAUCCGUCGUCCACCGCCAGCGCAGCCCCGUCCCGUGCCAGCUCGCGACUGGCGGAGCUUAAACGGACCGCCGCCGAACUUGCCGACGUCCGGCGCCAAAAGAGAAGGCUCGUCGUGAACAAGGAGGCCGCGGUAGCGGCUGUCGCUCGUGCAGACGCUAUUCCACUCGGUUCUCGCGCCACCCCUCUGCCCCAGCCGCCGGCCUCGGCGUCGGCCAUCAUGACUCCGUCAUCGGCAAGCACAGCAUCCCCAUCCGCUGAGGCUGCGACCGCCCAGAAUCCAGCAACCACGACGCGCACCAAGCCUCCGAAGACCCCGAAGAAGACCAAGAAGCCUACGACACCCAAGUCCAAGACGUCAUCCAAGACCAAGAAGGUGGCGGCAUCCCCAGCAUUGCCCCCAAUGAGCGCCAACCGGCCACAACGCCUACAGCACCUGCAGCACCAUCGUCAACCCCCCCUUGAAGCCGCGGCACCGGCCUCGACUCCCAACUCCGCUUCCGAGCUCUCGAUGGCGACCCCCAUCGGGGAUGCCCAGCCACGUCCCGUGAGCUCGCCGUCCAUUAGACACACGUCGUCCCCACACCACUCGUCUGUACCGGAGCACCCUCAGCCUGCCAUACGCGCCGCCGGUCCCAACCCAUCGCGAGCAACCCAGUUAACGCGGGCACCUCGGACACAGCAAACGUUGGCACGGACUCCAGCACCAGUGCAGUCAGCCCGUUCUCCAUACACGGGCGAGCUGGAGAGCUCUGAGGAGGACGACUGCUACUCCACUCAGCCAGCGGCGCCCUCACCCCAGGCCCCGCCGACGCAUCACGACGCCACCAGUCCCUCCAUCGGCAUCGGACACCCGAGUGCCCGCGUGAGCUUGACGUACGCGCGCGCCUGGUCGCCCACGCCCGCACCUUCCCCCUUGUCCUCUGACUUGGCAAGCUUUUUCAGCCAGUUCCAGGCCGGCGCACCCGACGGUCACUCCACUUCCGCCCCAGCUCCCUGA
Phytophthora nicotianae INRA-310 is the source of this 1338-nucleotide messenger RNA. RefSeq lists its product as hypothetical. Lineage: Eukaryota; Oomycota; Peronosporomycetes; Peronosporales; Peronosporaceae. Bases 1 to 1338 code for a protein of 445 amino acids. The record is from RefSeq and is a predicted model, not a curated record. The transcript is spliced from 2 exons.